Molecule: messenger RNA, 867 nt
Organism: Arachis ipaensis
Lineage: Eukaryota; Viridiplantae; Streptophyta; Magnoliopsida; Fabales; Fabaceae
Source: RefSeq, a predicted model, not a curated record
AUGGACAUUCCACCUUUUAUGCAUAGCUUGGAUCUUGAUGCCAAGAAUGCACCAGAGUUUUCCGAAUAUAGAAACAUAGGUGUUGCUGAUCCUGAGGAUAAGGAGUUUAGAUUUAGAAUGGAAUACAGCUCAAGAAAAAUCAGUCAUUGCGGCAAUUCAGACUUAAUACAGAAGAAAGCCUGUUGGGAGAUUCAAAGAUACAAUGGGAGGCACAUGUAUUCCAUGGGAACGAUCUCACAAGAUCAUUCCAAGUUAGGCUCGGACACGAUUGUUGAGGCUAUGAAGCCAUUGGUUGAAUCCAACCUAUCCAUAAAGGUCAAAUCUAUAAUUGUGGAAGUCCAGGCAAGAUUCAACUAUAUUAUUAGUUACCGGAAGGCUUGGCUGGCAAAACGGAAGUCGAUAGCCAAGGUUUUCAGUGGAUGGGAAGAAUCUUACCAAGCUUUGUCGUUGUGGUUCUUGGCAAUAGUUCAGAAGAUGCCUGAUUCACAAGUCCAAAUAGAAACACGACCCCUGUAUAACGGGAGUCAAGAGGUGGACGGUGUUAGGAUACUUCAUCAGGUAUUCUGGAGUUUCAAUCCAUGCAUAAGAGCUUUCAAAUAUUGCAAGCCACUAGUUCAGGUUGACGGGACCCACCUAUACGGAAAAUAUAAAGGUUGCCUUUUAGUUGCAGUUGCACAAGAUGGGAAUAAAAAUAUUAUACCGAUUGCUUUUGCCAUUGUAGAAGGUGAGACUGCUGAUGCGUGGCACCUUUUUCUCAGUAAUUUACCAACACAUGUUGUAAGAAGAGACGGCGUGGGUAUGAUCUCCGAUUGUCAUGAGUCAAUUCGGGCCGCAGUAAUCGUAGCGGACAUGAUUGGAAACCUUUGA